UUCACCGUUAAAAAGUUCUACCACACAAUUAUUCUCUCUCUCUCUCUCUCUCUCUUGAUCUUGAUCUACUGUGAGUGGUGUGUUUACAGUGGAGGAAGAAUCAGAUUCAGAGCUAAAUCGUACUUGAGAGAAUGGGAUCUGGAGCUGGAAAUUUCAUCAAGGUUCUUUUGAGGAACUUUGAUGUUCUUGCUGGGCCUGUUGUUAGUCUCGUUUAUCCACUACAUGCCUCAGUCAGAGCAAUUGAAACUCAAUCUCACGCUGAUGACAAACAAUGGCUCACUUACUGGGUCCUUUACUCCUUACUUACACUCUUCGAGCUCACAUUCGCCAAACUCAUCGAAUGGGUACCAAUAUGGUCGUACUUGAAGCUGAUCUUGACUUGCUGGCUUGUGAUUCCUUACUUCAGCGGCGCUGCUUAUGUCUACGAACAUUUUGUGAGACCUGUGUUUGUUAACCCACAGAGCAUUAACAUUUGGUAUGUGCCAAAGAAGAUGGAUAUCUUCAGAAAGCCAGAUGAUGUGUUAACAGCUGCUGAGAAGUACAUUGCAGAGAAUGGACCUGAUGCUUUCCAGAAGAUCUUAAGCCGAUCUGAUAAAUCAAGAAGAUAUGAGCAGCGUGAGACCAUGUAUGGUGAAGAGUAUCAGUACCAAGGGCACUACAAAAGCUUUUAGUACUAGACUUGUGAAGCAAGCUUCAUGUUGUUUGUUUUGCUUCUUUGUAAAAGAAGUUUAUAAAUAAACUUUAUUGAAACUUGUUCAGUUA
Molecule: messenger RNA, 762 nt
Organism: Brassica napus (rape)
Lineage: Eukaryota; Viridiplantae; Streptophyta; Magnoliopsida; Brassicales; Brassicaceae
Product: HVA22-like protein a
Exons: 5
Coding region: 132-671 (179 amino acids)
Source: RefSeq, a predicted model, not a curated record